Striga asiatica is the source of this 717-nucleotide messenger RNA. NCBI's taxonomy places the organism in Eukaryota, Viridiplantae, Streptophyta, Magnoliopsida, Lamiales, Orobanchaceae. The record is from the annotation of a GenBank genome assembly.
AUGACAGGAGCAGGCGUCCAGAAAAUCUUCGCCGGCGACCGGAGGAGUGAAGAACAGAAAAUUUUCGCCGGCGACCGGAGGAGUGAAGAAGCCACACCGCUUUCAUACCAGGAUGAAUUUUUCUACAGAUCGGAGAAUCAUCUGCGAGACUCAAAUGCUCACUUAGACGAAAGCCUCAACCAAGCCCAAGCCUUAGAAGAUAAUCGAAAUAAUCCCGGACGCUGUAGAAAGAAGCCCUACAAGUCAAAUCCGGCCAAAAAAUCAUCGAAAAUUAAAGCUCCAACGCUGAGUUCGACUUUCAGUGCAAGAAUAAGGUACAAGUACAUUUGGUUCAUCGAAUCAGUUAGAUUUUGGGGAACUUGUUCUUUCGCCCUUUUCUUAUUCUCGACUAUAUUCGAAAGCUCUGCUCGUGGGCUGAGUGGAAGACCACCCCUGACUUGGUACUCCGGAUCGUUCACGGGCGUGCCCAUGAGUGACAUGAACAUGCGACCCGACCCUUGCCGCAACUAUCCAGGAAGGACUUAUCGGUUUUACACUGGAGACACCUCGUCGGAGGUUCAACGAGUUGGGCAGGAUAGGGUGUAUCUUGCUUACAUAUGUAGCUUAUUUGUGCAACAACAUCUUCGGGUGGAAACUGCAGGUCAAGCGGGGUCGUCGCAUAGAAAAGCUUCUCAAAAGGUUCAGAUUUUGGCCUUCUUAUCCAAAUUCAUGAUCUAA